Messenger RNA from Oncorhynchus masou masou (cherry salmon), 579 nucleotides. RefSeq names its product family with sequence similarity 163 member Ab (gene fam163ab). NCBI's taxonomy places the organism in Eukaryota, Metazoa, Chordata, Actinopteri, Salmoniformes, Salmonidae. The record is from RefSeq and is a predicted model, not a curated record. The coding region runs from base 17 to 499 and encodes 160 amino acids. The transcript has 2 exons.
AUGGAGAGCUGGUCGGAUGACAGCUGGAACUGUUGUCAUAACCGGAGGAAUUCUCGCCACGGUGAUUCUCUUGGUUAUCAUAGCAGUGCUCUGUUACUGUAGACUCCAGUAUUACUGCUGUAAGAAGAAUGGGUCCGAAGGGGACACCGGCUCCAUCACGCAGCCCCAUUUUGCCUGCAAUGCGUGCAGUGCACCCGGGGUGGAUGGGGCGGCCGUCACCCCCCUCUUCCCGGAGCCCACUGCCCCCCACGCCUCAGGGCCUCCCCGCAACUACUGCCCCACCUGCUCGCCCUACGAAUCACCCUUCUACAUCCGCACCACCGAUGGGAUGCGCAACGGUGGCGAGCGCAUCACCUACAUGCCCACUCACUAUGAGAACCCAGCGCUGGGUCUCGACCUGCCCUCCCUGCACGGCUCCCUGCUGAGCACCGGCCAGCAUCGCAGCAACCCAGCACCGGACUUCUAUACCAACACUCGCGCUAUAAGUACAGAGGUGUGACCCACUUCGUAUGGGUUCCUGGUGGCUCAGUUGGUUGGAGCGCGCUGCUUCCAACUCUGGUGUUGUGGAUUUGAUUCUGU